Molecule: messenger RNA, 926 nt
Organism: Anastrepha ludens (Mexican fruit fly)
Lineage: Eukaryota; Metazoa; Arthropoda; Insecta; Diptera; Tephritidae
Exons: 2
Coding region: 236-814 (192 amino acids)
Source: RefSeq, a predicted model, not a curated record
UUCGAGUCGCACACCUCUCAAGUGAAAAUGAAAAUCAAUAAUAAUAAAAUAUAUAGCAAAAUUCAAAAUUUUCUAUCAAUUAAUUAUAUUUUUACUAGAUUAUCAAAUUUACUACGUACGAGGGAGGGGAGGACGACUUCAAUUCCAACGCGCGCCAUAUUCUUUUAACUACUUACCGAAGGCUGCAAGGAUAACAGCAAAACAAACAACUUCUGCAUUCAUAAAGUCCAAACCCAUGAAAAUGGGAAACUUAUACAGCACAGUGUGGCCGAGCAAGAAGGAGUCCAAGUUGUAUGUGACAGCCACAGCGAAGAAGCACACAGUGCUGACGGCGGUGGACGAUAUUCAAAAGCUUACACCCGAGCAAAUGGUGGAGCAGUUUGAAAACGUUUGCCGCGCCUCACAAAGGGUGCUGCGCAGCUUGACGCACAAUCCGUGCGGCCAAUUAUCGUUGUGCAUCAAGCAAUGCCUAGAUGAAAACUUCCAACAAAUGUCCAAAUGUUUCGCUGUCAUGGACGACUAUAGGGCCUGUGUGAACAAAAUGAUGUCAGAAAAGUUGGCGGAUGUGGUGAUUGAUUUCGAGAAAUAUGCAGAAGAUGAAAGAAAUGGCAGCAGUUACGAUAUACUGCCAGAAGAUGGUUUGCUAAAUGAGGAAGACUGUUUAAGAGGCAGCCUGGAAAAGGAGUUGAAGCGGCGAGUGGAAGAGUUGAAUCCCAAAACUGAUACGGAGUUGCGAACUGAACAAGAAGAGUGCAAGCAGAAACAGGAACGGUUGGAUGAAAAUGAAAAUGAAGACAUAAACACAUGCGCAUAAAGAGAGGGGAUACGCUCGUUCAUAUAUGUAUGUACGUAUGCACGUAAAGAUAUAUUUUUUGUAAAUUUUGCUUUGUCAAUUAAAAUCAAUAAAAAUCUGUAAGUGAAAACUA